Pararge aegeria (speckled wood butterfly) is the source of this 6219-nucleotide messenger RNA. RefSeq lists its product as uncharacterized. Gene Ontology annotation, molecular function: protein-containing complex binding. Bases 1 to 6219 code for a protein of 2072 amino acids. The record is from RefSeq and is a predicted model, not a curated record. The transcript is spliced from 47 exons. NCBI's taxonomy places the organism in Eukaryota, Metazoa, Arthropoda, Insecta, Lepidoptera, Nymphalidae.
AUGAUUAGAAGUGUUAGCGAGCCUUCUUUAGGGACAAUUACUGGGACUAUAGCAACAUCUGGGACUGGGCGUGCAAGUCAUAUAAAUAUGACAAAUACAAGUAUAAAGCAGCAUUACCGAGGACAGAGGCUGUGGGAGGGGCGACUAGGUCCUAUCACUCGUAGUAUUUUGAUGCUACCGUGGAAAAUGUGGUGGCAGGUCUUUAUAGUUAUGGUGAUAGUCUACAAAUAUAUAGUACACUUUUUAAUUGCUUAUUACUUGGAAGGCACCUAUGUUUUCUUAGAUGCGACUGUGAUCCUCGGCGAAGUAUUUUUCCUAUUCGAUGUCGUCGUACAAUUGUUGCAUUUAUUCUGGCCAAUCAUAAGAUUGCAUAUGAGAUUGUACAGAAGAAACUAUAUACCAUUGCUUUAUGAUGUCGCCAGUCUAUUGCCUUUGGCAAUUAUAUUCAAGUAUAAGAAAGGCUACCAGACAUGGUUACUCAUUGGAAGAUGCUUAGCGAUAGGACGCAUUUACAGAUUGCUUGGGUUCUUUCAAAGCCUGAACGAAACGGUGAGCAUGAGAAGUACGCGUAAGAAAAUUUAUGUCUUGGAACACAUCUUACUAGUGGGCUUGGUUUUGCACGGAGCCACUUGCCUGUGGUACUCCUUCCACCGGCCGUUACCUAGUAAGAGAGAUUGGUACUCAUUGGGCUUCAAAAUGCCAACCAAGACUAUAAAGUAUGACAUUUACAUGGUAUGCUGGUACUACUGCGCUUGCCGCUUCUUUAACACAAUUUUUGGUGACAGUUUUCCUGUGAACAGUUUAGAGAAAUGGUUUACUUCCAUGCUAAUGAUAUUUGGAUAUGUUUGUAUGCGUUAUCGGUUAAUCGGAGGCCUAACGUGGGAGUUGGUCUUGGAAAACCGGCGAUGGUCUGUCUUCGUAGAACAGUAUCACCACAUGAUUCAAUACCUUAAGUUUCGGGAAGCUCCAUCAGUGUUGGUACAACAAGCAAUGCUGUAUAAAGAACAGCUCUGGAGAAUGAAGGACGGGAUUUUGACUACACACCACUUGAAGGAACUACCUGUUCCUUUACAGAUGGAACUUAUAUUCGACAUUAACGUCGGUCAUUUUCACGACUCUUUCCUUUUGGGUGAUACUGAGGAAUCCUUUUUGAGACACAUAUCACUUUUGAUGAGACAUGAGCUGUACCUUGCUGGGCAAUAUGUUUGGAACCAGGGCGUAGUGAAGAAUGGUAUGCUCUUCAUCAAACGAGGAGUCCUGGAAAUGUUAUCAGAUGAAGACGAUGAGAGCCCAAUGAUUGCUUUCAAAGAAGGAACUGUAUUGGGGGAAAUAAAUCUAUUCUAUUCGAUACCAUCAAAAGUUACUGUAAAAGCAGCUACUUAUGUGGAAUUGCAGGUGCUACGCAGGACGGAUUUCAUGCGUGCAAUGACUGAAAAUCCACACAUGUUACAAGUCAUCCGGAAUAAAGUUGAUGGGAGAAUAAGGAGUUGUAAAAUAAAACAGAAUGCAAUUACAAGAUAUGAUCAAAAUGAUUCUCGAGUUAUAAGAACACGUUAUAGACCAAUGAAGUUAUUUAAAAAUCAUUUAUCGGGGGUCUCAGAAGAGGAUCCAACGUUUGUAGAUGAUUCCCAUAUGUUGUAUAAAGAUGACAACAAUGUUAGUCACCGAAAAUUUACUACAGAGUAUCUAAAUUUAUAUAAAAUAGCCAGCAAUGUCACCACAGUUGAAGAACCUAGAAUUUGCCUACGUGCUACCUUUCCAUGGAUCCUAGAACCAAACACAGAUUUUACAAAUAUGUUUGAUAUAGCACACUUCAUUAUGGUAUUAUACGUCUGUGUAAUGUGCCCGCAUUUGGCAACCGUCGCUUUGCAGUCUGAUUGGGAGAAAGUUCUGGGCACAAUCGUGAUUGCUGGAUUGUUGCUGAACAUUUAUAUACAGCUCACUACUGCUAUAGUUCAAAAAAAUGUCAGAAAAGAAACAGUGCGAGAGAUAACUGAGGAAAAAAUGGCUUCGCUCGGCUUUUAUCUCGAUGUUGUCUCAGUUUUUCCUAUGUAUAUAUUUACUGACACAUUGGAUCCUACAGGUGAAUCAAUCGCUACGCAAAUAGCUAUUAUGUUUCCAACUUUACAAGUAUGGCAUAUUUGGGAUUAUUUGAACAAAUGGCAAAGAAAUUUCAAUAACAACACAAAUUUGUUAUGUUGCACAAAAUAUUGCCUAUUAAUAUUAAUAUUAUGCUAUUGGUCUGGUAGCAUCUUAUACCUUACUGCUUGCCCGAGAAAUUUAUGUAGAGAGAAUUCUUGGAUGUCCUUGCUUAUUUACUGGGAGACGAAAAUAUUUGUAACUAAUGAUGCUAAACAUGAAAGGCCAAUGACUUCUUCCCUAUUCUUUGGAACAUCAGUUUUCACAGGCAGCGGAGCGUCUGAAAUAUCACCUGGAACUGAGGAUUUAAUUCUGAUUGUAUUCCUUUUAAUAUUGGGAGCAUAUUUGUCUUUUUUCUAUGUUGCUAAGAUUUGUUCCAUAUACGUAUUAUCAACGCAAAGGAAAUUAAAGUUUAAGGAGUCUAUGAGAGAGCUCUUUUACUUCCUCUCUGUGAAUCAUGUCAGUGUAAAAAUCAAGGCACGGGUGAAAAAGUUCUUUUGCGUUCAAUGGUAUUACAACAAAGCAGUUUCAAGUGACGAAAUAUUUAAGGAUAUGUCAAGUAAUAUCCAACAAGAGAUCUUAUCCUUGGAGAUGAUAGAAACGCUAUUAUGCUGCCCACUUUUUCAGGACUGCAGUCGAGAUUUUUUGCAAACUCUGGCGUCCAACUCCAGAACUAUUGUGUUACCAGACAAUGAGAUUGUACAACACGCAGCAGACAUUGGCCGUGACAUGUAUAUUUUGAAAAUGGGUUAUUGUAAGCGAAUGAAUAAUCAAGGCAAUGUUGAAUCGUCUUUUGGACCUGGCACAAACAUAGGUGUUGUCGAAAUGCUGUACGGUCUCCCUAAGGUCCAUACAGUGGUGACCACAACAAAUUGUAUUUUGCUUCAUAUAGAAUACGCUGUUUUGGUACAGUGUUGGAGCACAUUUCCUGAUAUCUGUGAUCCAAUUCAACAGGUUAUAAAGGAUCCUGAAAUCAGUCAGCAAGCCUCACGUUAUGAGGAAGGCAAGCCGCUAAUAGGAAAAAAUUAUGCAAAGACGAACAAAAUUACGCAAGAAAUAAAAGAGAGCUUCGUGAUUAUAAGCGGAAUGAAGGCAAAAAUGCAAUACCAAAAAGUGUUUGACAAAUUAGGGAUCAUGAGAUACUUUAGAUAUAUAUUUCUGCCAGGAUGUAUUACCCCACAUGGAAUAUUCUUGAAACUCUGGUGCUUAUUACGAUUUGUAUUGGCAAUAUAUUAUGUUAUUGUUAUUCCAUACAAUAUCGCUUCCAAACAAAGCAGGUUGGGCAGUUCGUACUCCUGGACAGACAUUUUAUUGUAUGUGGAUAUUGUAUUGAUGGCAUACGUGGCUUAUUAUGACGAGAGGUCCCUAUUAGUGACACAUCCUUUGCUCACAUUGACACGUUAUCUGAAACAUGCUUUCAUUUUGGACGUCCUUAGCGUCUUCCCUUUUGAAGAGCUGUUCAAAAUCGUAAAUGAACACGCAGACACCGAUCUAUAUAGAAUGAAUCGAAUAUUACUUGUAUUCAGAAUAACAGGUACGUUCUCAUACUGGGAAACUGAUAUAAUGCAAGUCAAUCAAGCAGUCGUACUGCUGAAGUUUCUUCCGAUUGCUAUGACGCUGGUGAACUUUGCGACCGCAUUUAUCUUUAUGAACUCCUGCAGGCCAUGUAUACUGCCCAAUACUAGUUAUGCCAUGGUGAAUUGUACGAGUGUUAUGGUGUUUAAUACUGCGGAACGUGAAUUAAAAUAUGCCGUGUCACAGUAUAUUCACACUCUCUAUUGGGUUUUUCAAGUAUUUGUCGGUUGCGGAUGCACCCCAGUAAUCGUCUCGAACUCAACAGAUGUCUGGUUGACGAUGGCAUUACAGAUCACUGGAGUACUGUAUUUUGCAUUUAUGUUUGGUUAUAUUUCGUCAACGCGCUCUGCCUCUUCACAUGCUUUACUGAGUCACAAUGAAAAAACGAGGGAUUUAGCGGAUUUUUUGUAUCGGGAGAACGUGGACUUCGUGCUUUCGAUGAAAACUUUGAAAUACUUUGAAUAUGUAUGGAAAAGAACCCACGGCAGUGAUCCCCAGAAAAUCUGUCGAGGUCUAAACUCUGCGUUAAUGGAAGACACGCUCGUUUUUAUGUACGAGAGGGCACUUCGCGAGGUGCCGUUGUUUGGUAAAGUGGAACGCUCUUUCAUCAGGGUCAUUACGCAGCAUCUUCACGAAAUGUAUUUCCUUAAAGGCGACACGGUUGUACUGUGUAAAGACUUGCAAACCAAUAUUUAUAUCAUUUAUAGAGGCAAGGUCGACGUUAUGAGUUCAUACAAUGAAAUGAUAACAUGUAUGGGACCAGGUGGAAUGUUUGGUAAUUUUACUGGACAACCAGUCUCAAUUUCUGGAGUAGCAAUAUACGCAAGCAGAAACUUGGACUUGCUGGUACUUCCUUCUCAAAUGUUUUUCAACCUCGUCAAAUACUAUCCCAAAAUACAUGAGCCUCUAAAAAAAGCAUUCGAAAUGUCUAAAGAUUACAUUUUGCCCAUAUCAAUGGACAAUAUGGACGAGGAUUCCUCAGGUGACUCCGAUUUAGAUGUGGUGUCACAAGAUUCAGCGUUUGAUUCAAGAAGUGGAUCAAGUCGAUAUGGUUCAUUAGGUAAUGCACAAUCAUCUAGCAACAUGAGUCAAUCGAAAUCAACGACCAGUGUUAUAACUUACCAGAGCUACUUGCAUGUCAAUAACUUGUUGAAACCGGGAUCAAGUUUGUAUCAGAUAUUUGGAUAUUUAACUUGCAUGAUGGCAACAGCAAAUUACGUUAUCUCUUUGUAUGAACUUGUGACUUUGAACGAUUGCUACAUAAUAUUCUGGAUUCAGUCGUUCUUUGACGUUUACUUUUAUGCGAAAAUAUAUGUAUCUAUGCAUCAGGGAUACCUCAACCGGCACGGCAAUCUAAUAUUGGAUCCCACGAAAUGCCGUGCCAGGUAUUACAGACAUAAACUGUGGGUAUGGUCGGACCUGCUCUGCAAUUUCCCGUUUGAACUGUUUGGGUUCUGUUUUGCUAAUCCAAUAACAGCGGUGCACUAUUUUCGAGCAAACAAGCUGCUUAGGCUAAAGUACUUGGUCGAGUUUUAUCGCAAAACCUCAGCUGAGCUUACAAAUAAUUUAACAAUACUGCAGACGGCAAUGACCAUUUUUAUUGUUGUGCUGCUUCUACAUACCUUCACCUGUAUAUGGCUUCUGACCCUUAUAGCUACAUCCCCCCACAAUAUCGUUCGAACGCUGAAACUGCACUUGAUAGAUGAUGACAUGCCCAUGCGAUUGUGGGACUACACAAGCUCCUUCUACGUAGUAGUUGCAGUUCUGACUUCUACGGGCGGUGAUGAAUUCCUAGUUGACGAUAUACCUUCUAAGAUCAUCCUUGCUAUAUGCCUCAUCUGCGGGAAAAUGUUGGCAGCCACUGUAAUAGCUACAUCUAUGCAAGUCGCAUAUUCAGCUAGAUACGCUUUGAAUAAAUACGAAAAAGCUACAUGGGAGCUUAUUGAUGUAUUGAAAAAUCAGGGGUUGUCAAGUUACCAGCUAAUGAAAUUUUGGAAGUACGUUCGAAUGCUGUGGGUUUCUGAAAGAGGCCGCCAGUUACCAGCUUUGAUCGCUAAAACGCCGUACGUGCUCCGCUGUGACUUGAUGUCGGCAAUGUUUGGACAACAUUUGCGCAAUUGUUUUAUUUUCGCCGAAACAGGCGAGCCUUUCCUGCGUCAGCUUAGCGUGUUGUUGGAUUACUCCAUCUAUUUUCCAGGAAAUUACAUAAUAGUAGCGGGCGAUAGUGAACCACGCAUGCAUUGGGUGGCAUCAGGCAGUGUAGCCGUGGUAUCAGUGCGGCCUGAUCUGACGGAAACCACGCACGACCUCCUGGGUCCUGGGGAUGUGUUCGGAAUCAUGCAAGGGUUGAACCGCGGAGUCUCUCAUUGCUUCUCUUAUAGAGCUGAAAACAAGGUUGGCAUCCUCACAUUGAGUUUAGAUUCUUGGAUCAACAUCUUGCCGUAUUUCCCAGAUGCGGAAAGAAUCAUCACCGAGCGAUCUGAGAUUCUAUUUACACAAAUAUGA